This is a messenger RNA of Cladocopium goreaui, 3820 nucleotides long. The record is from the annotation of a GenBank genome assembly. Lineage: Eukaryota; Dinophyceae; Suessiales; Symbiodiniaceae.
GCGCCAUGGUGGACACAGGGGAGAAGGUGGAGUACAAACUUCAGGGAACGAUUUUGCGGGUGAAAAAGGCCAAUGGCGAUGUCUCUUCAGUUGUGGCCGGAAAGAGUGUGGUGCUGAAGUCUGUCACUGAGGACCCUACGGGAGGCAGCAAACGCUCAACCAAGGCAAAUUGGUCCACUCCGCACCACAGCAGUGGAGAGGAGGGCAGCCGCAGCCGCCGGCCCUUCCGAGAGAAGCCACGGCGGAGACAUGAGGCGGGGUCCCACGGAAGAAGUGGCCUGGAUUCGGACUAUCGCAUGAGCUUGCCGAGAGAGACAAGGGAGACCAGUCAGACCAGGGAGGACAGGGAGAGAGAAACUAAGGAGACUUGGGAAACCUUCGAGACCUUGGGGAGCGGCCCAGAGUCAGGAGAGUUCGCAACCUUCCCAGAUCACCACGAGCAUGGCAGAGAGCAUGGGAUGGCACCAGAUGGGCUGCGACAGGCAGCGCAAGGGCUGCAAGAGCCCCAAGGGGAAGUUGGUGCCGCCAGGGGAGUUCGUUCAAAGGAGAUGGACAGCCCUGAGCAUCCUGAGCUUAACAUGGUAGCCAUGAGGCCAGCGAAUGGGGGCAAUGGGGGCAACGGGGCCAACAGGGCCAACGGGGUCAACAUGCCAGUGCAGCCACAAGUGCAACAAGUGCAACAAGUGCAACAAGUGCAACAAGUGCAACAAGUGCCUCAUGUGCAUCAUGUGCACCACGUGCAACAACUGCAAGAAGCGCCACAAGUGCAAGACGUGCCACAGGUGCCAGGUGUUGUUGAGACAGACUUUGCGGACGCUCCUGCCAGGCCGCAUGUCCAAAUUAUGGAGUCUGUGGACACGGAGAACUUGGACCUUGAUGAGAUCCUCGGCUCCAAGACAGGCUCCAAGUCAUCACCUGUUCGCAACAGCUUCACAGAUAGUGGUUGGGAAAAGUCCGUAGUGAGGAUUUUGGAGCUGCUGGAGACACACUCCAAGUUCAAGAAAACCGCCUUUCGUUCACGGCGCAGGUUCUUCAACAACUUGUUCUUGUCUGGACGAUUGGCCAUGUGGAUGGUUAUCUUAUCAGGGCCAGUGAUUGUGUGGCCAGUGGCCGAGUAUUUCAACAGCCUGGGGGAGCGAAGUAGCAAAUAUAUGGCCAGUUAUGGUAUGGCCAUGUCCAACUUUUGCUUCUUGCUCUCUCCCAACGUGGGCAUGGGAAUUCGCUAUGCCCUUGAGGGUGUCAUUGGAACACUGUUGGCCCUCGGCAACAUGCUGCUGCUGAACCGGGCCUUCGGAACCUGGAUGCAGGGGGGUGCCUAUGCCACCAGGGAGGAGUUCGUUGAUCCCAACGUCGCGGAUCCGAUCUACCGAUCCGAGUGGCUUCCUCUGUGCAACUUGGGCAAUGGCGCUCGGUUUAUCACCACGAACUCCACCCAGGAAUUCCUACAGCAAUGCUUCAUGAACGUGCACUGGUCUUCCAUGACAGAUGGUGGGAUCCGUUCUGCCAUUGUCUUGCUUGACCUAGCUCUCUUCACUGCGGUCUUCCUUGGGGUUGGCUUCGGUGCUUCCACUCGCAUUUAUGCCUUGACCUAUCUGACCUUUUGGCUGAUGCUCUUCGUGAAUCCCAGCUCCGAUGCCUACAUGGAAAAUCCCUCUGACCCAUGGACCCAGUCCAUUAUGACCUGUAUUGGCUGUUUCUUGGCGGUGGUGGGUCAGUUCCUGCCCUGUCCCAACACGGCGCUGGGCAACGCCACGAAGCUCGGCGGGGAGCUGACGCAGUCCAUCGCUGCCAUCCUGGAGAGUCUGCCGUUUGCGCCUCGACAGGAGAUCCGGGUGCCACUGGAGUCCGCCCUAGAGGCACCGCAGCUCUGGCUGUCAGACCUGGCCGGUCUCUGCGGAGCUGCCUGGUUCGAGGACCUGGGCGUGUUGCCGUACCGCACGCGGCGGCGCCAGAAGCUCGAGCAGUACGUGGAGCUCCUGGGCUCCCUGCUGCAGCACAUGACGUUGGCCUCACGUCUGGGCGCCGCGCUCACGGACGAAGAGUUGGUGAAGAUUGAGGAGAAGUUACCGGCGCUGGUGGACGUCUGUGCUCACGCUGCCAGGGCCCUUCCGCCAACGACGAAGAUUUCCUUGGACGAAGAUGUGCUGGAGGAUUUGCAGAGGGCCAUGAAAGACCUGGAAGAGGAAUUCUCCGCGGCGGUGGGCGCGUUUUCGCUCACUGGACCCAUUCUGAGCUUCACCCUGGCCAUCAUCUCUAUAGCCUCAGGUGCCGUUGAGCGAGUGAAGGUUCUGGAGAAGUGGGUGCCGCCCGCCGAGUCGGGGCUCUGCAAGAUUUGCAGGUGGUUCUCGGAACUCUUCCGGCGGCUUGAGCUUCCACAAACCAGAAGCAAUCCAUCGCACAAACUCUUCGUAUUUCGAAGCACUUUGGCCAUGGUUCUCAGCUUUCUCUUUGGCUGGGUGGGGCUGGAGAGAGCCAUGGUGUGCUACAGCUUUGGUGCUGUGGUGACGGUCUCGGUGGUCGUGGCCAACACUGGUCAAGCAGGCUUUUCCUUGGGACUCAUCAUGACGCGCUUGAAUAGUGCAGUGAUAGGCACCGUGAUUGGUCAAGCAGUCCAACAGGUCCUCGCUGUUCAAACGGUCUUUCAUGCAUCUCUCUUCGCGAUCUUCAUCUGGUGCUACAGUGUUUUUCUCAUCUUUCAGAUCCUGCAUUCACCAGAUCACGCUUCCACGGCGUUGCCUGUUCUGGCCAUUGGCAUUGGUGGCUUGGUUCCGUGGACCGGGGUCUUCCGUGUGUACAACGCGCAGAUCGAGCCCUCAGCUGAGAUCUCGCUGGCGGCCAGUGUGAAGUCGGCGGUCUUUGGGGGUGGCAUCAUGCUGGUCAUCGAUCUCUUCCUCUACUCCAGUGCCCGAGGUAUCUGUGAAGCUGAGUUGAGGAAAGCGUUUCAGAAGUCUGAGGGCUUGCUGUUGCGGGUCAUGGGCUUGCGCGCCAGCACUUCUGCGGCCAACGCCGAUGGAUCCUCCAAUGAGGAGACGCGGGUGCUGAUGCAUUUGGAUCAGGUGGCUUCGCUCAUACCCAUGGCCAAAAAGGAGCCGGCACCACGUGGCAUCGAGUUUCCCGUGAUGCUCUUCAGCACAGUGGAGCAAUCGCUGCGUAUCAUUGCUAUUGAACUUGGAACCCUCGAAUGGAUGCUGGAAGUAUCCUCCAACACUGCCCUGGUCGGGCAGGAAGAGUUGGGUCCCCUGUUGACGGAGAUCGAGGGCUUUCUCAGUAAAAUCCUGAACUCAUCCUUGGUGAUGUUCGAUGACAUCUGCAAGCGAAAAUUCCUCAUUGCUGGCACCUCCGAAAUGACCGUCGCCAGCACUAUCCGCAGGGACAUUUUGGCCAAGGAAUACAACAGAAUCUCAACCACCCCAACGACCAUGAAGCCGGAAACUCCAAAGGCGACCACUCGACGUUUGUCGAAUUUGGCGCAUGUGGCCGCACGAAGGAACUCUGAUUCCAAUAGCACACAAAAUUUCCCUGAGCUGAUCAAUCAGAUUCGUGCAAAGGCCAAGGAGAAUCGAGGUUUGCUGCCAACCUCGGACCUCUAUGCCCAAGUGGAGCUGUUAGUUUCGGUUCUGGCCACCGUCAGCAAACAAGCCAACCAGGUUCAAAUUACCCUGGCUCAGUACGGCUAGGUUUCACCGUUUCGAAAUCCACGGUGUUUCAGAUGAGCCAAAAAUUCGAUGCAGUUUCACCGCGUCAAGCGCCCUCGAUGCUACACUCGAAGAGUGUUGCCUUGCAUGUCGAACAAGACACGAUUUGACAAGGGUUUGCCAAA